AUCUGACUGGACCCGAUUACGUGAGACGAAGAAUAACGCAACCGUGUCCAUGGCUUCCAGUGAAGUAGGAAACCAGCAUGCGGAGUUCCUUUGAAAACUGAACUAAUGAAUGAUUUUGAUUUCGAAAGCCGUUUUAGUGCCACUCCUGCAACUACCACCGUCGCUCCCACGACGAAACCAACCAGUUGAUCAUCAACUACUCACCCCACCCAACACGUGUUGCCAGUUGUUAAUUUUUCUCUUCAUUUGUGAAAUAAAAUAUUAAAAUCCCAGCUCAAUCUCUGCUGAUACAAGCGUUUUCACAGAAUUUCUGUACUAAAGGCUCGCCUUUUCUCAGUUUUAUUUCAACAGAAGUGGAGGAAACGUUGAAGUUUAGAAAUGGCUGCUGCGACUCACACUUAUAAGUCACUCGAGGGGAUCUCCAGGAGCGACAUCGAAGCCCUGGGAAUCCCUUCUAAACUUGCUGAGCAACUCCAUCGGAAGCUCGCCGAGAUUAUCGUUAAUUACGGGGCUGCCACGCCCGACACUUGGCGCAACAUCUGCAGAGACGUCCUUAAUCCCGAACUUCCCUUCUCUUUUCAUCAGAUGCUCUACUAUGGUUGCUACAAGGACUUUGGACCCGACCCGCCUGCUUGGUUGCCCAACCCGGAGGCUGCAAAUUUUACAAAUGUUGGGCAGCUAUUAGAGCGUGGAAAAGAGCUUCUGGGGUCAAGAUACAAGGAUCCCAUGUCAAGUUUUUCUGACUUUCAGGAAUUCUCAGUCUCAAAUCCUGAGGUGUAUUGGAAAACUGUUCUGGAUGAAAUGAACAUUUCGUUUUCAGUACCUCCCCAAUGUAUAUUAUGUGAGGAUGCCUAUGGUGCAAGCCACUUGUCAAACCCAGGUGGGCAAUGGCUUCUUGGAGCAUAUUUGAAUCCUGCAAAAAAUUGCUUGAGUUUAAAAAGUGGUAGAAGUUUGGAUGACAUUGUGAUAAGAUGGCGUGAUGAAGGAGAUGAUAAUUUGCCUGUAAAGAGCAUGACACUCAAGGAAUUGCGUGCGCAGGUUUGGUUAGUUGCAUAUGCACUGAGUUCCCUGGGCUUGGAGAGGGGAUCUGCAAUUGCAAUUGAUAUGCCGCUGAAUGUCAAUGCUGUGGUCAUCUACCUGUCUAUUGUUCUGGCAGGUUACAUGGUUGUAUCCAUUGCUGAUAGUUUUGCAGCCCUUGAAAUAUCAACAAGACUUAAAAUAUCAGAAGCAAAAGCCAUAUUUACUCAGGAUGUAAUCAUUCGUGGUGACAAAAUUAUACCAUUGUAUGGUAGAAUUGUGGAUGCCCAAGCACCUAUGGCUAUUGUUAUUCCAGCCAGAGGCUCUGGCAUCAGCAUGAGAUUGCGUGAUGGUGACAUUUCUUGGCAUGUCUUUCUUGGAAAAGUCAGAGAUUUCAAAGAAUGUGAAUUUUCAGCUGUUGAACAACCCGUAGAAGCAUUUACAAACAUUCUUUUCUCAUCUGGAACCACAGGGGAACCGAAAGCAAUUCCAUGGACCAAUGCAACUCCUUUGAAGGCUGCAGCAGAUGCAUGGUGCCACAUGGAUAUCCGUAAAGGGGAUAUUGUUGCUUGGCCAACUAACCUGGGGUGGAUGAUGGGUCCUUGGUUGGUCUAUGCGUCAUUGCUAAAUGGAGCUUCGAUAGCUUUAUAUAAUGGAUCCCCCCUUGGCUCUGGCUUUGCUAAGUUUGUACAGGAUGCUAAAGUAACAAUGCUUGGUGUUAUCCCAAGUAUUGUUCGAACAUGGAAAAGUGCAGAUUGUGUAGCUGGCUACGACUGGUCUGGCAUUCGGCGCUUUGCCUCCACUGGAGAAGCUUCUAACGUGGAUGAAUACUUAUGGCUGAUGGGGAGAGCUCAUUACAAACCUGUGAUUGAAUAUUGUGGUGGUACAGAGAUUGGUGGUGGAUUUGUUUCUGGAUCAUUACUGCAGCCUCAAUCACUGGCUGCUUUUAGUACACCAGCUAUGGGCUGCAAGUUGUUUAUUCUCGGAGAUGACGGUGUUCCUAUACCUCAGAAUCUACCUGGGAUGGGUGAGUUGGCGCUUGGUCCUCUCAUGUUUGGUUCUUCGAGUAAACUGCUGAAUGCUAAUCACUAUGAUGUGUAUUUUAAGGGAAUGCCUUCUUGGAAUGGACAGAUUCUGCGAAGGCAUGGGGUAUUUGAACGCACUUCUAGAGGAUAUUAUCGUGCACAUGGCCGUGCAGAUGAUACCAUGAAUCUUGGGGGCAUAAAGGUUAGUUCGAUUGAGAUUGAGCGCAUCUGUAAUACAGUAGAUAGCAACAUCCUUGAAACAGCAGCAGUUGGGGUGCCACAACCUACCGGUGGACCUGAGCAACUUAUAGUCGCCGUUGUAUUCAAAGAGUCAAGUAAAACACCACCGGACUUGAAUCAAUUGAGGGUGUCUUUCAAUUCAGCAGUACAGAAGAAACUGAAUCCUUUGUUCAGGGUUUCUCAUGUCAUUCCUCUUCCAUACCUUCCAAGGACAGCGACAAACAAGGUGAUGAGAAGGGUCUUGCGGAAGCAGCUUUCUCAGCACGACAAAACUUCUAAACUAUGAACUCACUAUGCUGAUAUCUCAACUCCUCUGUUGACUGAAAAACAGCAACAAGCAUGGGUGGAAGCUGUCCUCUGAUUGAUAUGUUCAAAGGGAAACCAGAGUUUGCCCACAUGCUUACAUCUAUAAACUUGCAAUUAUUUUGGUUGUUUGAUAAAUUGAUGUUAUGAACCAGGUUGCACUCUAUUUUUAUUACCAAAAAAACUGUGUUUACCCACUUUGGGUAUACAAAUAUACACAUUUAUAUAUGUUAUCA
This is a messenger RNA of Mangifera indica (mango), 2821 nucleotides long. Its product is annotated as probable acyl-activating enzyme 17, peroxisomal. NCBI's taxonomy places the organism in Eukaryota, Viridiplantae, Streptophyta, Magnoliopsida, Sapindales, Anacardiaceae. The record is from RefSeq and is a predicted model, not a curated record.